AUGGCAAACUCUUGCCUCCAACUGUGCGGCUUUCUCCUGAGCAGCCUGGGCUGGCUCGGGAUUGUGAUCGCCACGUCCACGAAUGACUGGGUGACGAUGUGUAAGUACGGCGUGACCACCUGUAAGAAGCUGGAUGAGCUGCAGUCCAAGGGACCCUGGGAGGAGUGUGUCAUCUCCACAGCACUCUACCACUGUGUCUCCUAUACACAGAUCCUGGAGCUGCCAGCCUACAUCCAGACCACUCGAGCCCUAAUGAUCCUAGGGUCUAUCCUGGGUCUCCCUGCGGUGAUUCUCCUUCUCAUGUCUAUGCCCUGCAUCAGCAUUGGAAAUGACGCGCAGAGCGCCAAGAACAAACGGGCCAUCCUGGGAGGCGUGCUGAUGGUUGUUGUUGCAUUGUGCGCUUUGGUGCCAACCAUCUGGUUCCCGAUCGGUGCCAACCAAGAGCUCGGCCUCAUGUCUUUCGGCUUCUCCCUCUACGCCGGAUGGGUGGGCACCGUUUUCUGCCUGCUGGGCGGAGUGAUGCUCAUGUGCUCGUCGGACUCCUCCACCUCCUCUCCACGCAGCUACCAGGACAACAACCACUAUUACUACUCCAAACACGGAGGUGGCAACCUGCCAGCAGCCUCCUCCAACCAUCAUGCCAAAAGUGCCCACGUCUAAGGUUGGAGAUCCCGUUGGGUCCCAUGGGGAUUCUUGUACAUAGAGACAUUUGCACAAAAGGCAAACAUUUAUGACGUCCAUGUUUUACCGUACGAUGUGAAGGAAUACAGACGCGAACAACAGAGAUAGAACAUUUAAUUACAGUUUGAUCCUUGUUUUUGUCCUAAAUGCCAAUUUUCCAACCUCCACACAAAGAGGUGUGGUGUGGACUCACCCCACUGUUACAUAAAUGUACAAUCUCAUAAUACAAAGGCUUGUUUAAUGAGAACCCUGAUUCUCAUUAAACAAGCCUUGGAAUCUCAUCAAUGUCUUUUUCACUGAGUACAAUUUUAAAUCUGUUUAAUACUUUUGUUUUGAUCAAAUAUGGGUGUGGUUGUGUUAAUUUUUUUUUUAAGCUAAAUUGUUCUUUUUUCUGUACAUGGAUUUUUUGGACAGUAUUACUAACUCCUGAGUGAUGGACUUGAUUAAAACGAUUUAUGACUGCGUUCAGCUAAACUGAACAUGGACCCUGACGUGAAGGUUUACCAAGCAGUGUUUAUAUCUCUGUAAAAGAAUCGGAAUUUACAGAGUAAAUGUAUUUUUUUGUUUGUUUUAACGGUCAACAAAGAGCAAAAAUUAAAUGUCACGUUUUAGAUAUACACUCUUUAUUUUUAUUUUUUCUAAUUUUGUUGUUUUAGGUUUAAUGAACACUUGUUUGACAUAAACACAUGCGGCAUUAAAACAUUUCUUAACCACA
Messenger RNA from Xiphophorus couchianus (Monterrey platyfish), 1396 nucleotides. It is a transcript of the gene cldn11a, whose product is annotated as claudin 11a. The record is from RefSeq and is a predicted model, not a curated record. Bases 1 to 660 code for a protein of 219 amino acids. Gene Ontology annotation, cellular component: membrane; bicellular tight junction. NCBI's taxonomy places the organism in Eukaryota, Metazoa, Chordata, Actinopteri, Cyprinodontiformes, Poeciliidae. Gene Ontology annotation, molecular function: structural molecule activity. The transcript is spliced from 3 exons.